AUGGUUGUCCAACAGCACGUCCUCAACUGGCUGUACAGCGUCUUGACGAGCGAGUACACUGACGUCCAGCGAACCUACAACGAUGUAGCCCAAGCUCUGUCGCACUACCCGUCGCUCUCGCCGAGGACGGACGUACACACCUUCGACAAUGGCGCAUCGGCUCUCCUCGUCCAUCUCUCGGGCACCAUUCCCAUCGUCUUCAGAGGGCAGACUUACCGAUUCCCGAUAUCGAUAUGGGUGCCUCAUGCAUAUCCCAGAGAGGCCCCUUUGGGCUAUGUUACCCCAACUGAGUCCAUGAUGAUCAGGCCAGGUCAACAUGUUGAUCCUCAAGGGCGCAUAUACCAUCCGUAUCUGGCGGGGUGGGCCGAAUUCUGGGAUAAAUCCUCGAUACUCGACUUCCUUGCGAUAUUGCGCGACAUCUUCGCCAAAGAGCCACCGGUGAUCGCGCGACAACAGCCCAGGCCUCCGACACAGCAGGCUAGUCCUACACCAACGCCACCGCCGGUUCCUCCUCUACCUCGAGAGGUCACCCAAAGCAUCGCCCACACUCAAUCGCCCCAUACCCCGGAUGGCCGACCUCCACCGCCUCCUCCCAAAGGUAGUGAUGGUCCACAAGUUGUGCCGGGCCAGGCCAUUAAUGCCAAUACUGGCCCGCCGUUGCCACCGCUACCAACAGGCGCUCAUAGACCGCAAAGUCAAUACGGGUCGCAGCAGCAACAGUCCAACAGGCUGUCCCGGUAUGAUUCUGCUCCGCCUUUGCCGCCCCAGGCCGCUGGAGCACAGCAGAUACCGCACGCAGCUGUGCAGGAAUAUCCACCACAACCUCACUUUCCGCACCACCAUCAACAGCAGCCGGUUGUCGCACAAGCUACUGGUCCACCAGGAUACGUGGCGCAGAUGCCUCCAGGCUCGUCAGUGGCUUCACCAUCGUCGACAACGUCCUACCACAAUCCAAGAGCAUCAUAUGCCGGCCCGCCGGUGAAUUGGCAGCAACAGCAGCAACCUGUUCCACAACAUUUCCAGCCAGUCUCCGUGCAGCCACAAACAAAACGUCCGCCUCCACCUGAUCUCAUGGACGAAGAACCACUAACUUUAGCAUUGCCUUCGCCAUCAAAUCUGCCACCACCGCCCAUUCCCCCAAACCCAGAGAAGGAUGCCUUAUUGCAUCAGCUUGCCGUGACACUACACCAACACCGCCUUCGCGCACGCCAGCAGAACGAAACCUCUCUGGCAGGACUGAACGCUCAGAGAAAUGCCAUGCUUGGGGCACUCCAAAAUAUCCAGACGGACACCAACUCGCUUGCUGCUUUAUCCAACGUCCUCAGCUCGAAUACUGUAGACUUGCAGUCAUCAAUGAAAGAGGCAGAUGUCGUCAUAUCUAACAGUAGACGACAAGCACUUCCCAAUAUCGAUGAUCUAUUGGUUGCGCCUACAGUAGUCGGAAACCAGCUGUAUGAAGUUGUAGCAGAAGAGCGCGCGUUAGGCGAUGCCAUAUUCAUGCUCGGCAGAGCCGUCGAAAGAGGCCGAAUUACCCCGGCUGUGUUUGCAAAGACCACACGAAGCUUGGCAAGAGAAUGGUAUCUCAAGAAGGCAUUGGCCAAGAAGAUUGGACGUGGCAUGGGACUGACGGCCUAA
This is a messenger RNA of Pestalotiopsis fici W106-1, 1635 nucleotides long. RefSeq lists its product as uncharacterized. The transcript has 3 exons. The coding region runs from base 1 to 1635 and encodes 544 amino acids. The record is from RefSeq and is a predicted model, not a curated record. Lineage: Eukaryota; Fungi; Ascomycota; Sordariomycetes; Amphisphaeriales; Sporocadaceae. Gene Ontology annotation, molecular function: ubiquitin binding. Gene Ontology annotation, cellular component: ESCRT I complex. Gene Ontology annotation, biological process: endosome to lysosome transport; protein modification process; protein transport.